AGAGCCGGGCCGCAGACUCAGCUCCCAGGGCUCACCCACCGCCUGCGGGGAAGGUGCCCGGCGGCGCCGCGUCGGGUCCGCUCUGCGCUGCCCCCUCCUCGGACUCUGCGCCUGGCUGCCGGACGCCGUGGGUCCCAAAGGAAGCAACCGCGGCAAGAGUGAACUCCGCACCUGGAAAAUCGAUACGCUGUGCGCAAAGGCCAGCCAAUGGCCUCCAACGGGCGGCGGGCUUUGGGCCGGGAACGGGGGCGCAGGCGCCCAGGCGGGGGCUUCUAGUGGGGGAGGUGGCCGAGGGAGGGAGCGACGGCUGUCAAUCACAGGCCACGCCCUCCUCAGCCCAACCCCACUGCUGUCCCGCCCACGGGGGCGGGAGCCGUGUGCGCCACGCCGAACGAUAGUCUACGCCUCGGCAUAUUCUAUUGGCUGGAAGGCCGUGGGACGCGGCUACCAGUAACCAAUAGUAACGCACAAUUGGCCCGUGGGGGCGGGGCGAGCACGGCUUGCUUUCUCAGGAGCCAAUAGGGAAAAGGAAAGUGAAGCGUUUCCUGAGUUCGGGGGUCGGCAGAAGAUGGCGGCCGGCGAAAGGAGCUGGUGCCUGUGCAAGUUGUUGAGGUUUUUUUAUUCAUUAUUCUUCCCUGGGCUCAUUGUAUGUGGAACUUUAUGUGUGUGUUUGGUCAUUGUCCUUUGGGGAAUCAGACUGCUGCUACAGAGAAAGAAAAAAUUAGUGUCAACUAGCAAAAAUGGGAAAAAUCAAAUGGUGAUUGCAUUUUUUCAUCCAUACUGCAAUGCUGGUGGAGGAGGAGAAAGAGUUUUAUGGUGUGCUUUAAGAGCCCUGCAGAAAAAGUAUCCUGAAGCAGUUUAUGUUGUUUAUACCGGCGAUGUUAAUGUCAACGGUCAACAGAUACUAGAAGGUGCUUUCAGAAGAUUUAACAUCAGAUUAAUUCACCCAGUGCAGUUUGUUUUUUUAAGAAAACGCUAUCUUGUGGAAGAUUCACUGUAUCCUCACUUCACACUGCUGGGCCAAAGUCUAGGAUCCAUUUUUCUUGGCUGGGAAGCUCUAAUGCAGUGUGUUCCUGAUGUUUACAUUGAUUCAAUGGGAUACGCUUUUACGCUUCCUCUGUUUAAGUAUAUAGGGGGUUGCCAAGUUGGAAGCUAUGUUCAUUAUCCUACUAUCAGCACCGACAUGCUCUCUGUAGUGAAGAAUCAAAAUAUUGGAUUUAAUAAUGCAGCCUUCAUUACCAGGAAUCCUUUUCUCAGCAAAGUAAAGCUCAUCUACUACUAUUUAUUUGCUUUUAUUUAUGGACUUGUUGGUUCUUGCAGUGAUGUAGUCAUGGUCAAUUCUUCUUGGACACUAAACCAUAUUCUCUCACUAUGGAAAGUUGGGAAUUGCACUAACAUUGUUUAUCCACCUUGUGAUGUGCAGACAUUUCUGGACAUUCCCUUACAUGAGAAAAAGAUGACCCCAGGACAUUUGCUGGUUUCUGUUGGCCAGUUUAGGCCAGAAAAGAAUCAUCCAUUGCAGAUCAGAGCCUUUGCUAAAUUGCUGAAUAAGAAGAUGGUUGAGUCACCUCCUUCGCUUAAACUUGUCCUCAUUGGAGGUUGUCGUAACAAAGAUGAUGAACUUAGGGUAAACCAACUGAGAAGGCUGUCUGAGGAUUUAGGAGUUCAAGAAUAUGUGGAAUUUAAAAUAAACAUUCCAUUUGAUGAAUUAAAGAAUUAUUUGUCUGAAGCAACAAUUGGUCUGCAUACCAUGUGGAACGAGCAUUUUGGGAUUGGAGUUGUGGAGUGUAUGGCAGCUGGCACAAUUAUCCUUGCACACAAUUCGGGGGGCCCAAAGCUUGACAUUGUGGUUCCUCACGAAGGAGAUAUAACUGGCUUUCUGGCUGAGAGUGAAGAAGACUAUGCUGAAACUAUCGCUCACAUUCUUUCCAUGUCUGCAGAAAAGAGACUCCAAAUCAGAAAAAGUGCUCGUGCAUCUGUAAGCAGAUUCUCUGAUCAGGAAUUUGAAGUGACAUUCCUAUCAUCUGUGGAAAAGUUAUUUAAGUAAUGCCAUAUCUGUAAAAUUAAAGAUAUUUUAUAUAAACUGGUUAAACACCUUCAUAUGUAAAUAUUUUUCUAAAUUCAAUCUCAUUUGUCAAAUCAUUUUACUUUAGAAAACAGACAAAAUUUCCUUUUAGAAUAAAAGGAAGUGUUGAAAAGAAAAUGGAUGACUAGCCUUCGGCUUCCAUUCUUGGUAUACAUGAGAGAGGCUGGCUGCUGAGAUGAAUGUAAACCAGGUUGCAGAGAAUCUGGCUUUGAGCCACCAGGAAGAACUAGUGGAUUUGCCAAAAAACUACCCCUUGAGUGAGAAUGAAGAUGAGGGGGACAGUGAUGGAGAGAGAAAGCAUCAAAAGCUUCUGGAAGCAAUCAGUUCCCUUGAUGGAAAGAAUAGGCGGAAAUUGGCUGAGAGGUCUGAGGCUAGUCUGAAAGUGUCAGAGUUCAGUGUCAGUUCUGAAGGAUCAGGAGAAAAGCUGGUCCUUGCAGAUCUGCUUGAGCCCAUUAAAACUUCAUCUUCUUUGGCCACUGUAAAAAAGCAACUGAAUAGAGUCAAAUCAAAGAAGGUGGUGGAGUUACCUCUUAACAAAGAAAAAAUUGAACAGAUCCACAGAGAAGUAGCAUUCAGCAAAACCUCACAGGUCCUCUCCAAAUGGGACCCUAUCAUCCUGAAGAACCAGCAGGCAGAGCAGCUGGUUUUUCCCCUGGGGAAGGAGCAGCCAGCCAUUGCUCCCAUUGAACAUGCGCUCAGUGGCUGGAAGGCAAGAACUCCCCUGGAGCAGGAAAUUUUUAACCUCCUCCAUAAGAACAAGCAGCCAGUGACAGAUCCUUUACUGACUCCCAUGGAAAAGGCCUCUCUCCAAGCCAUGAGCCUGGAAGAGGCAAAGAUGCACCGAGCAGAGCUUCAGAGGGCUCGGGCUCUGCAGUCCUACUAUGAGGCCAAGGCUCGAAAAGAGAAGAAAAUCAAAAGUAAAAAGUAUCACAGAGUCGUGAAGAAAGGAAAGGCCAAGAAAGCCUUAAAAGAGUUUGAGCAGCUACAGAAGGUUAAUCCAACUGUGGCAUUGGAAGAAAUGGAAAAAAUUGAAAAUGCCAGAAUGAUGGAAAGAAUGAGCCUUAAGCACCAAAACAGUGGGAAAUGGGCCAAGUCAAAGGCAAUUAUGGCCAAAUAUGACCUGGAGGCUCGCCAAGCUAUGCAGGAACAGUUGGCCAAGAACAAAGAACUGACACAGAAACUCCAGGUAGCCUCUGAGAGUGAGGAAGAGGAGGGAGGCACAGAAGUGGAAGAACUCCUUGUCCCUCAUGUAGUGAAUGAAGUGCAGAUGAAUGUGGACGGACCGAAUCCCUGGAUGUUCAGGAGCUGCACCAGUGACACCAAAGAGGCUGCAACACAGGAGGACCCUGAGCAACUGCCAGAGCUUGCAGCUCAUGAGGUUUCUGCAAGUGGGGCAGAAGAAAGACCAGUGGCAGAGGAAGAAAUUUUGUUGAGAGAAUUUGAGGAGAGGCAAUCCCUUAGAAAAAGAUCUGAGCUCAACCAGGAUGCUGAGCCAGCAAGCAGUCAAGAAACAAAAGAUUCUAGCAGCCAGGAGGUGCUGUCCGAAUUGAGGGCACUAUCUCAGAAAUUGAAGGAAAAACAUCAGUCCAGGAAGCAAAAAGCAAGUUCAGAGGGGACUGUUCCCCAGGUCCAGAGAGAGGAACCUGCCCCAGAAGAAGCGGAACCCCUAUUGCUACAGAGGUCAGAAAGAGUACAAACUCUGGAAGAGCUAGAAGAGCUGGGAAAAGAAGAUUGUUUUCAAAAUAAGGAGCUUCCCAGACCUUUGUUAGAAGGACAGCAGUCAGAGAGGACCCCAAAUAAUCGGCCUGAUGCCCCUAAGGAGAAGAAAGAGAAGGAGCAACUGAUCAACCUACAGAACUUCCUAACCACACAGUCUCCUUCCGUGAGGUCUUUGGCAGUUCCCACAAUAAUAGAGGAGCUGGAAGAUGAAGAGGAGAGAGACCAAAGGCAGAUGAUAAAGGAAGCUUUUGCUGGGGAUGAUGUCAUCAGAGAUUUCUUGAAAGAGAAGAGGGAAGCUGUGGAGGCAAGUAAGCCAAAGGACGUGGACCUGACACUACCUGGCUGGGGCGAGUGGGGUGGUGUGGGCCUAAAGCCCAGUGCCAAGAAAAGACGCCAGUUUCUCAUUAAAGCCCCUGAGGGUCCUCCAAGAAAAGAUAAGAAUUUGCCAAAUGUGAUUAUCAGUGAGAAGCGCAACAUCCACGCAGCAGCUCAUCAGGUACAAGUGCUUCCAUAUCCAUUUACCCACCAUCGGCAAUUUGAAAGGACCAUCCAGACCCCUAUAGGAUCCACAUGGAACACCCAGAGGGCUUUCCAAAAGCUGACUACUCCCAAGGUCGUCACCAAGCCAGGCCAUAUCAUUAAGCCCAUAAAAGCAGAGGAUGUGGGCUACCAGUCUUCCUCAAGGUCAGACCUGCCUGUCAUACAGAGGAAUCCAAAACGAAUCACCACACGUCACAAUAAAGAAGAAAAACUGUAGGUUGUGUAGCUGGAGAAGUGACAGUCAGGGGCCCUGAUUCCACUUCCUUUGGUCCAGUUUUACUCUGCUACAGGGUGGAUUCCAAAACUGGCUCAGCACAUUGCAUGUAGUUGAGCCACAUUUUUUAAAAAAAGAAAAUGGAUGACCAUUAAUUGACUAGCAUUUUAGAAUUGAUCAGACAUUAGAACACAGAAAAAUUCUGGUACAUUUAAAUUCUAAACAAUACAGUGGAUGACCCUUUUGAAUAUACCUAAUGAUUUCCUUAAAAAAGAAAUUUUAAACAGACUUGUUUAAUCGUGUUCUCAAAGCAUACAGUCAAGAGGUGGGACUGACUGAUGCUUUAUAGGUGUGUGUAGGGUGGUAGAGGCCAAGGUGCUGCCAGCAAUCCUUUCCAUACUAGGUACUGGUGAAAAUUGUUUUUGUUUAUGCUGUCAGCACAUUUGUGUGGGUCUCUCAUUGUCCCUUAACAGUGCCGCAUCUCAGCCUGGAAGUCAGCUUUAAGUCAUUCAAGAGAACCUCAGGUUGUUUUUCUGACAGUGAUGAUAUGAUAUACAGAUACAUCCACAGGGUAUCUAUUACCAGCAUAAUGCAUUGUAAGAUGGCAAGGUGGCAUUUUGAAAGAGCGCUGGGCAAGCAGUUAGCACAUCUGGGCCUACCUUCAGCUUCUUCAUUUACAAACUUCUGACCUUUUGACACUAAAGCUGCUCCUUUAUCUUUCUGAGUCUCAGAUUCUUCAUCUGUAAUCUGGAGUUGUUAAUUCCAGUCCUUACUACCUUUUAGAGUUGGAAUGAGAUGGAAAGUAGAUGAAACUACUUUGAAAAUUACGACAGUUAAGGGCUGGGUGCAGUGUCUCACGCCUGUAAUCCCAGCACUUUGGGAGGCCGAGGUGGGUGGAUCAUGAGGUCAGCAGUUGAGACCAGCCUGAACAACAUGGUGAAACCCUGUCUGUACUAAAAAUACAAAAAAAUUAGCUGGGCCUGGUGGCAGGCACCUGUAGUCCCAGCUACUUGGGAGACAGGCAGGAGAAUUGCUUCAAACUGGAAGGCAGAGGUUGCAGUGAGCCAAGAUUGUGCCACUGCACUCUAGCCUGGGCAAUAAGCAAAACUCCAUCUCAAAAGAAAAAAAAAGAAAAAAAGGAAAAAGAAAAUUAUGAGAGUUACUUAAAGGUAACAUUACAUACUAAAUGUCUUCUAUAAUCCUAUAUUUAUUAAUGCAUUACAACUCUGUAGAUUGUUAGUUACUAGGCCAGUAGCUAGGAAUUGGUAUAAAUUUAAUGCACCUUCUAUCCUGAAUAACUAGCAUGGAAAAGUGAAUAUAUGUGUGAGCAGAUACGGCUAUAAAGACCUAUAGCUUUUGCACUUAAUGCAUAUAUAAUCAAUCCUUUCUAGUUCAGUGAAUUGACCCCAUCCACAGGCUGAUUCAUCUUUGUGUUAAGGGGCAAAUGAAACGGUAUAUUAUUUCUUUGCAGUCUCCUCUCAGUCAUUCAUCAAUGUGGCCAGCUUAUCUACUCCCAAUUAUGUUGUUGAUACAUCUCCAAGCCAUCUGUCAUCAGAUCAAAAAGCAGCAAACAGAGGGUCAGUCACAGGAUGUUCUGACACACCAUUGUAACUAACUUUUUGUUAGAGAUGAUCCCAUUUAGAAAAAGACUGGUAGAAAUUGGAGUGAAAGGAACCCUACAGAUUAGCCCAGUUCUCUCUUAUUUUCAGCUUUACAGACAAGAACAAUUUAAAUCUAAAGAAUUUAGUAGAUUCCUUCAGUGUCACAAAGCUGUUUCAUGAAAGAAUCAAGAUUAUAACCUGGAUAUUCUGACUCCUGGCCCAGUGCUUUUUCUUACUUUGUAGCUACACUUUGAAGUAAGAUUCAAACUGUUAUCCACUCAAUUGCCUUAUUCCUGAGGAUGUAGUGAAGGAAGAAAAAGUUUUCUGGAAUUCCGUAAACUAUAUUUUAAGCUUAUUUCUUCAAAAUUAUUUUCAUAUAUCACAGAUAUAUCAUUGGAAGUUAUAAUUUGCAUAUAUGUUCAUUAUCAGUGUUCCUAAUUUGGUAUUACAUGUAUUCUAUUUUUUUCUGAAUGAUAGCAUGAAAAGUGUCAAAGUGGUUUGUCCGCUAGCGUCUGUCUGCAGAACUUUCAGGAUGACUAUUAAUUCCUCUCAGAUGUCAUUUUUGAGUGGUCCAAGCCUGCUGUUUUGAACCCACAGCAGUGGAGAUUUGUAUUCUUAUUUACAGUUGUGUACUAUAAAGUGUGUGUUACAUAGGUUUUGUGUAAUAAUUAUUUGUAAAUAUUAUUUAGAUUUGUAUUUAGACAUGAUUUAUAUCUAAUAUAGAUACAAAGUCUGUGUCUAAAUAUUAUUUAAAGAAGUGAUUUUUCAUUCUCUUGGAUUCUUUCCAGUGUGGUGCCUUUUAUAUGCCUCACAUAGUCUCCUUGUUCUCCUACUACUAUUCCCGAGCUCCAUAUGCCAAUUAAAGAAGAAACAAAAAUAAAA
This is a messenger RNA of Pan troglodytes (chimpanzee), 7042 nucleotides long. RefSeq names its product ALG11 alpha-1,2-mannosyltransferase (gene ALG11). The coding region runs from base 569 to 2047 and encodes 492 amino acids. Lineage: Eukaryota; Metazoa; Chordata; Mammalia; Primates; Hominidae. Gene Ontology annotation, cellular component: endoplasmic reticulum membrane. Gene Ontology annotation, biological process: protein N-linked glycosylation; dolichol-linked oligosaccharide biosynthetic process. The transcript is spliced from 4 exons. The record is from RefSeq and is a predicted model, not a curated record. Gene Ontology annotation, molecular function: GDP-Man:Man(3)GlcNAc(2)-PP-Dol alpha-1,2-mannosyltransferase activity.